Messenger RNA from Penicillium manginii, 333 nucleotides. RefSeq names its product SWI5/SAE3 family protein. The record is from RefSeq and is a predicted model, not a curated record. The transcript is spliced from 3 exons. Bases 1 to 333 code for a protein of 110 amino acids. Gene Ontology annotation, biological process: double-strand break repair via homologous recombination; meiotic DNA recombinase assembly involved in reciprocal meiotic recombination; meiotic joint molecule formation. Gene Ontology annotation, cellular component: Swi5-Sfr1 complex; Swi5-Swi2 complex. NCBI's taxonomy places the organism in Eukaryota, Fungi, Ascomycota, Eurotiomycetes, Eurotiales, Aspergillaceae.
AUGAACCUACAAGACACUGACAUCGAAAUGAAACUGAACACCCCAAGUCCAGAGGUGGCCAACAACCACAAACAAUCGGCCAAAAUAACCACCCUCCAGAAAUCACUUGCAACCAUACAAUCCCAGAUCGAUUCAGUUCAAUCUGAUAUAAAUGGAGUCCUUCCCAAGCUACAAAAUGAUCCCAACAAGACAGUCAAGCAACACAUCCAUCUCCUACACUCUUAUAACGAGAUCAAGGAUGCGGCGCAGGGAUUGAUGGGACUACUGGCCGAGAGUCGGGGGGAGAGACUUGGGGAUGUGAGUCGGAGUUUUGGGAUGUCGGACAAGGAUUAA